This is a messenger RNA of Sebastes umbrosus (honeycomb rockfish), 1991 nucleotides long. RefSeq names its product apoptosis antagonizing transcription factor (gene aatf). The transcript has a single exon. Gene Ontology annotation, cellular component: nucleus; nucleolus. Gene Ontology annotation, biological process: regulation of transcription by RNA polymerase II. Lineage: Eukaryota; Metazoa; Chordata; Actinopteri; Perciformes; Sebastidae. The coding region runs from base 100 to 1746 and encodes 548 amino acids. The record is from RefSeq and is a predicted model, not a curated record.
AGCUAGUCGCUUAUUGCUGACGUCAUCACUCCCCGCACAGUGGACCGGUCCUGUCUGCAGCGCUCCACGUGUGUUUGUGCUUGUUGUAAACUAGUUCCCAUGGCGGGCUCGUUCUCCCAGGAACUGGAGGAUCUGUUGAAUCCUUUACCCAAAUUCGCUGAUCCGGAGGAUGACGGCGACGAGGCGACCAAAGCCAAAGUGGUAGAAAGAUUCACCGAAGACGAUGAUGAAGAUGAAGAUGAAGAUGGCCUCAGUGCUCUGCGGAAGCACAACACAUCCCUGCUGUCAGAGACGGACAGACGGUAUGUGGGGAAGACGGUCUCUCGUAAAGAUCUGCUGAUGGAUGAUGAAGCAUCUGGUGAGGAGGAGGAGGAUGAUGAUGAUGAGGAGGAGGAGGGCAACAUAGAAGAAGAUGAAGAAGAGGAUUCUUUAGGGGAUGAUGAUGAUGAUGAUGUAGAGGAUGAGGAGGAGUUGGUGGGCAGUGAGGCCCAACUAGAUGCUAAACUGGCGUCUAAGACGAAGGUCGCUGACGUGACCUCUCGUCAGGGGGUGGACUUCCACAAACUGACCGAGGGCAUGGAUGACCUCGGAGUGAGUGAAGAUGAUGAUGAUGAUGAUGAUGAUGACAGUGGCGAGGAGAUCGAAGGCAGCGAUGAAGACGACGACUCGAUGGAAGACGACGACGGCGAGGAUGAUGAUGGAACCGUCCGCACGUUCUCUCAAGAGAAAGUAGACGAGGAGGUGGAGAAAGGGAAGGCCGUGAAGGGCCAGCUGGCCCUGUGGGACCAACUGCUGGAGGGCCGGAUCAAACUCCAGAAAGCUCUGGUGACCGCCAACCAGCUCCCGCAGCCGCAGACCUUCCCGGAGUUCAAGAGGAAGGGCGGCGCCGAGCUGGCGGGGGAGCUGAAGAACACCCACAAAGCUCUGAAAGCUCUUCAGAGAUCUCUGCUGGAGCUGCACGACCAGCUGCUGGACCAGAACGCCGACACGAGGGCCGUCGCUCGGGGAAAGACGGACGCUCGGGGCGAAGACGAGGAGAUAAACAGCGACGAGGAUGAAGAGGGGGCCGUGCCGGAGGUCGGAGCGCUUAAGAGAAAACUGGAGAUGGCGGAGUACCCGGACUUCAUGGCCAAGCGCUUCGCCGCUUUCCAGCCUUACCGUAACGCCACGUUGCAAAAGUGGCACGACAAAACCAGACUGACGAUGGGCAAAAGCAGCAAGGGUUUCGGGGCGUUCGACAGGAACAUAUUGACCCAGGUGGAGCAGGUGCUGAUGGACAACGAGAGGCUGGUGCGGCGCACCCAGACCCGACGCUCGGAGUACAGAGUCCUGGGGAAGAAAGAGGCCUCUGCCGUCCCGUCUGAGACCGUCCACACCGAGGAGGAAGAGGAGGUGGAACAGCAGCUGAAAGCAAACACACAUCUCAAGGAUCUGGACGAGGAUAUAUUCGACGACGACGAUUUCUACCACCAGAUGCUGAGAGAGCUGAUCGAACGCAAGACGAGCGCGUCGGACCCCAACGACCAGGUGGCGAUGGGCCGGCAGUGGCUGGCCAUCCAGAAGCUGCGCAGCAAGAUCAAGAAGAAGGUCGACACCAAAGCCAGCAAAGGGCGUAAAGUCCGGUUCCAAAUCCACAGCAAGCUGGUCAAUUUCAUGGCUCCGAUCGACCACAGCUCGGUGAGCGACGAGGCACGCAGCGAACUGUACCGUGGCCUCUUUGGCCAGAACUCGACAGUCAGGGAGUGAUGUGAUGUGAAGGAGGUGCAUCAUGUGGAGAACAUGCCUGAAGUGUCGGGAUGUAAACAAAGUCAGUGCCUUUCUUCAGAUGUCCUGGAAUGAUGCUGAGCAGCAGUUUGUUAGAACAGACUGGGCCUGCUCCUGACAGAACAUGGACUCAUAGGGCACAUACUGUUCCUCAUUAAUACCUUUAUACUGAAGAACAUUUUCAGUAUGUGUUUGUUGCCUGACGACCAAUUUGUGAUUUAAAAAAA